UUCUGUGCACAUACCAAAAGGAGACCAUUUAGAAAUGGCAGCAUGUGUUGAUUCACUUGCAGAAGAGCUUGUCUGUGCCAUCUGCACAGACAUUUUCAGUGACCCUGUCAUGCUGGACUGUGGUCACAACUACUGCAGGGAAUGCAUCCUAAAAGUUUGUCAGAUGCAAGUUCAAAAUUCCCUCUGCCCAGAGUGCCGGUGUGUUUUUGUUAAGGAAAAUCUCAAACGAAACAGAGUACUUGCCAAUCUGGCUGAAAAGGCCAAGGAUUUGAAUUCAGCUCCCUUAUUUUCCUUUGGACCAGGAUUUCUGAAUAAGCCUCCUACAAAAGUUAAAACCAAGAUUGUCUUUAAUAAAAACUGCAAGAACCACCCAAAUCUGCCAGUGGAGUUUUUUUGUGAAGCAGACAAAGUUCUGUUGUGUCGAACCUGCAGCACCACUAGCAAUCAUAAGAACCACCAUUUGCUAACCAUCAAGCCUGCUGCAAAGAAGCAAAGGGAAAUCUUGAAAACCUCAUUGAGUGAGCUGACAGAACAGAAACAUCACUUCAGCAACUUACAGGGAAGUCAGCAGUGGAAGAUACAAAAGAUAAAGAAAUGCUCCACAAAACUGAUUCACAACAUCCAGUACAAUUUUGCUAGGCUCCAUCAGUUUCUCAUACAGAAAGAACAUAACCUUAUCCAGAAAGUGAAAAAUCAGGAAGAGAAAGCUGAAGAACCAUUAAAGAAGACAGUCACUCUGAUUCAGGAACAAAUCCAAAAAAUUGAAGAGGAGAUAUCCAUACUGCAGUCCAUCAUUGAUCAGAAGGAUUUGCAGUUUUUACAGAGACUGGCGGAAGUACCCAAAAGUAGGGAAUAUAUUGAACCAUAUAUUUCUGAAGAUGAGCCUAAAGAAAUUUCUCUGGGUCUGUAUGAAGAAUUUCUUCAGUUUGCAGUGUGGAGAGAGAUGAAGAAAGUUAUUAGCCCAGUUCCAGAACAGCUGACAGAAGAACACCAGAGAGUGGGUCUGAUACACUUUGAAUCUACAGAACAAACAUCAUAUUUAGUAGAAAAUCUGCUGUUUGACCCUAGUUUAUCUUCCAAAAGGAAUUCUACCAGCUUUCCUAUGCCACUUCCACUUAAUUCAAGAAAAUAUUAUUGGGAGGUAGAAGUACAAGGGAAAACAGAAUGGAGAGUGGGAAUCAGUGUUUACCCAGGAGAGAAAAUAGCUUAUCAUAUGCCUUUCUGGGACAAAGUCAAAACAUUUGUCAGCAAUUUACUAGACGAGAAAUAUUUACUCAUGUUGCAAAACAAUGAGUACUCCAUCAGUACCCCAAGGUCCACCACCACAGUACACCUACAGGUGAGACCCCAGGUGAUUGGGUUGUUUGUUGAUUACUGUGCUGGUCAUAUUUCAUUUUACAAUGCAGAAACCAUGUCCCUUAUUUACAAGAUAUCAGAACAUUUUAAAGGUGAGCUAUAUGCAUAUAUUGACCCAGGUAAUUAUCACAAUGGCUUUAACUCAGAACCACUCAAGAUUCCAGCUUUGUCAGUUAAAUACUGCCCUCCUGAUCAUAUCAAAAGAUAGUCAUUCCAACAAAUACAUAAGCCAGUGGAAUAGUAUAAGUUUUGUUGUGUUUACAGCAGUUUUGCUGCCAAUGCCUGUACAGCUUGGCCUCCUCCCCUUCCAUAUCCUUCCUGACUUCUUUUCUGCCUAGGUUAUAAUAAAUACAUUAUAUGACUGACCUUCACCAGUCCUUUAAUGUGUCACUCUAUAACCCAAGCCCCCUUUCUGAAAAGUGUUUAGGUAAUCCUGACUUAAAUCUCCCCUUGGAUUGCCAUUCAUGUCCUUGCCUGCCUCCUUUGUCCUCUUCAAUGUCAUCUUUUUUAUUCUGCCUCUGACUACAUGGCUUCCCUAUAUCAAGUUUCCACUCCUUUUUAUUUUCAGGAGAAUUUACUUCCAGCACCUUCUAUUGUUUUACUCCACUUCCCGUUUCCUUCACAGUUUUUUCCUAUCCAUGUUCUCCAGCAGUAUGUUAUGUUUCCAGAACUAUCUGAAGAAUUAUACACAGUAUUGUGGGCCAGUAUUAUCAAUAUUGGAAAAGUGGGACAAUGAUCAUUCGGUUCAUGGUGAUCAUUACUCUUUCUGUAAAGUAUCUCAUUCCAUUUUCUGUAGACACAGUUUUUGAUGUCUCUUUAUCACUCUGUUUUACAGGACUGAAUUUUGAGAUAAUAGGUUCAUCAAGACCCUGAGACAUGAUCUUCUAGAAGAAAAGUAUGACUUUGUCUUACCAGUCAUUGACUUUAUAGACAGGAUACAAACAGGGAUAACAGAAAGGUGAUGUUAAGUCAUAGGAUGUGAGAAAAUACCCUAUACUUUUUACUGGUUGUUAAGUAUAGGAAAUUAUGCCAUUUGUAAUCUAAACCUUUGAUACUUAAAAUUGAUGUACAGUGUAAAUGUUGUGUAUAUAUCUAGUGAAGAUAUUAAUCAAGUAAAUACCUGGGUUGCAUUUUCUCCCUCUCUCUCUACAGUAUUUAAUUACUUUAAUUAUGUCAGCUGUAUGUAAUUUGUAAAAGAUGUAUCAUGCAUGCCUUGCAAAGCUGGAGAAAACAUAAUUUUCGUCUUAUUUCUUUAUAUGUAUAAAUCCUAUACACAUACUGAGAACAUAUGUACCUCCUCUCUCAUUUCUUUAUACAGAUACCUUCCUGCAGUUUAGUCAACUUUCCUUGUAAUGCAUGGAUUAUUAUUCAUAGUGCUUCAAUAUUUGUUAAGGCAAAAACAUCUAGGAAUUUACCAGAUGAUAAUAAAAUUAAAGCAAUGACUGAACCAAUUUAAUUUAGUCUGACUUCUUACAUAAAAAGUGAGAAGGACAAUUUUGCUAUAUUGAAGAUCAACCAUAUGUUUAGGCAUUUGCUAGCACAAAGUUAAAUGAUGUUGACAGACUCUGCUGUUGUUUACCUGCCUUGGCUUGAGUCUGAUGGAAAUGUAUUCAAAUUUAUAUUGUGAUUAAACAAGAUGCUUUGCUGCUUUAGUCCUCUUCUAUGUCAACAGAUGAAAUUUGUACUUCUUAUAUUAAUAUUAUUUAAAUAAAAUAAUUUAUUAUUUUUGCUAUGCAGAACCUAAGGCUGCCUUUCUCCUUAUUCUGAAUACAAUGUCCAUUUUCUAAACCAAACAGCAUGACUCUUCCAAAUUACAACAUUUUGGACAGAGGAAAUAAGAACUGCAGUAACUGAGAGUGUUUAAUGGAAGUAUGUAGGUAAAUCUAAAAUAAAGCAAUGUCUAUGGACUGCAACAUUA
This is a messenger RNA of Protopterus annectens (West African lungfish), 3274 nucleotides long. RefSeq names its product nuclear factor 7, brain-like. NCBI's taxonomy places the organism in Eukaryota, Metazoa, Chordata, Ceratodontiformes, Protopteridae. Gene Ontology annotation, molecular function: protein binding; zinc ion binding. The coding region runs from base 35 to 1564 and encodes 509 amino acids. The record is from RefSeq and is a predicted model, not a curated record. The transcript is spliced from 6 exons.